AUGGCCUCACAAAGCUACAGCUCGACCGCACGGGCCAGUCUCAGUGUCAAAUCUCCCAACCCAUCCGCCUUUACCCCCAACUUUGCCGACCCCAGUUUCGACCCCGCUGAUUUCCUCAAUGAUUCGCUUUCCCCGCUUACGGUGGCCUCAUCACAACCCAAUGCCUCUCGCGCGCCCGGCUCUCUGCCUUUGACCGAACUGUCAGCCCAAGUACAAACCCUCCUUUCGCAAAUCAGUGCCCAGAACGUUCGCCUGUCCAGCACUUUGUCUCAGUUGAGCGAUGAGAUCCUCCGCAGUGGUGGGCGUCUCGCCUACGAAGUGGAGGUGUUGCGAGGAGAAACAAUCGGCUUAUCCGAGACCUUGACAGAGGUCCUGCGGGACGACAUCGCCAAGUUCGUCGCAGAAACCCCGAAUACAACCGCUGUUCCAACCAGUCGCAAGCAUUUGAUGACGGAAGAAACAACAGAGGGUGCUACAUUUACAAAGGACGAGAAGGAAGAAGAGGACGACGAGGACACGGACGAAACAGCGGAGAAGGAUGCAACAAUGGCGGAUCCAGAGUACAUCACCAAUCUGCGCACACUGAACCAAGUCCGCUCGCGACUAGAGAAUGUUGUACAGACCUUUGGCGACGCUAUGGAGUGGCCUCUACCCCCAUCCGAGAUCUCCUUCUCAUCCUCCUUUAUCUCCGUCUCCGGCCCGGACAUAAGUGUCGAAGGGUCCGACCAGGAAGCAAAGGGCCAGGAGGUUAUGAAAAAGCUACGAACCGAGACAUUGGAGCUGCUGGACAGCGAGGGUGGUGGACGUGUUGGGUUGGAGGCUGCGACUCGCCGCGUGGAGACUCUACGAACAUUGGCAACGGUUUGGAAAGGGUCUGCUGAGGAGAAGGCACGGCAACGAUUUGUGGAUAAUUUGGCCCGGCUCGUAGAUGAGCGACGGCGCAACCUGGAGCAUCAACAAGCAAUGGUUGAACAAAACCAGCGCGGUCCAAAGUCCCGGUCGGAACAAAGGCGAGACAGUGAUAGUGGAGCACCGGCGGGUGGCUUAUUCCGGAAUCUGCAGCGACUCAAGGAGGAGAUCUACUUGGAGUAG
Molecule: messenger RNA, 1092 nt
Organism: Penicillium pulvis
Lineage: Eukaryota; Fungi; Ascomycota; Eurotiomycetes; Eurotiales; Aspergillaceae
Exons: 1
Coding region: 1-1092 (363 amino acids)
Source: RefSeq, a predicted model, not a curated record